ACCACAUUUCUUUAAUGAACUCUGAUUGCUUCUUCAAGUCACGGACAUGAUGCUGCCUCCCAUGGCCCUGCCCAGAAUGUCCUGGAUGCUGCUCUCCUGCCUGAUGCUCCUAUCUCAGGUUCAAGGUGAAGAUACCAAGGAGGAGUCUCUUCCAAAGAUCAGCUGUCCCAAAGGCUCUUAUGUCUUUCGCUCCCACUGCUAUGCCUUGUUUAGGACAGCAAAAACCUGGCAAGAUGCAAAUUUGGCCUGCCAGAAGCGAUCUGACGGAUUUCUUGCGUCUGUGCUCAGUGGAGCUGAGUCAUCCUUCUUGGCCUCUCUGGUCAAGAAAAACUUGAACAACUGCAAUUACAUCUGGAUUGGGCUCCAUGAUCCUUCAGAGGGCCUGGAGACCAAUGCAGGUGGAUGGGAGUGGAGUAAUAACGAUGUGCUGGAUUACACUGCCUGGGAGAAAGACCCCGCCAGCAUCUCAAACCCUGACUAUUGCGGGAGCUUGUCAGGAAGUUCAGGAUAUCUGUCAUGGAAAGAUUAUGACUGUAAAAAGGAGUUACCCUAUAUCUGCAAGUUCAAGGGUUAGGUCAGGUGAAAACCAAUGACCUGAGUUUCAUAAAUAGCUCAUCAUGGAUAUGGGACCAAGUGAGAAGAUUCACCCAGGAAGAUAAUAUUCUUCCCAUACUUCAAACCUGACCACCUCAUUCUGACCUUCCAUCCUCCCCACCCUCUUUUCAGGCUCUGCUCAGAAUUAUGUAACAUGAAUUUUGAAAGAGCAAUAAUAAAAAUUUAGU
Molecule: messenger RNA, 782 nt
Organism: Myotis daubentonii (Daubenton's bat)
Lineage: Eukaryota; Metazoa; Chordata; Mammalia; Chiroptera; Vespertilionidae
Product: lithostathine-like
Source: RefSeq, a predicted model, not a curated record